Messenger RNA from Monoraphidium neglectum, 396 nucleotides. RefSeq lists its product as hypothetical. The transcript has a single exon. Gene Ontology annotation, biological process: protein refolding. Gene Ontology annotation, cellular component: cytoplasm. Bases 1 to 396 code for a protein of 131 amino acids. The record is from RefSeq and is a predicted model, not a curated record. Lineage: Eukaryota; Viridiplantae; Chlorophyta; Chlorophyceae; Sphaeropleales; Selenastraceae.
AUGAUCUUCAGCAAUCGAUCAGGGCGGCCGCGUGCGUGGGGCGGCAAACACCCAGGCGCCAAGUGCACUGCGGGCUGCGCUGCCGGACGCGUCCGCUCCCCCGCGCCGCGCCGCGCCGCGGCGCCGCCGCCGCGCGCCGCGCCUGUGAAUCACUACGAAGUGCUCGGGCUGCCCCCCGACGCGCCCGCCGAGGCGGUCAAGGCGCGGUACCGCGAGCUGGCGAAGGCGACGCACCCGGACGCCGGCGGCGGCGGCGGCGUGGAGGCGUUCCUCGCGGUGCGGCGCGCGUAUGACGUGCUCUCACAGGAGAUGCUGCGCGCGGAGCACGACCAGCAGCUGGGUGGGUGGCCAGACGCAAGAUAUGCAGGGCGGGAUGGCGGGUUCAGGCGCAGUUGA